AUGGCUAGCUCAAUACGGGUAAAAUCCCUCUUUGCCAUUUUGGUUUUCCUAUUCGAAAUGAAAAGAAACGUUUUAUGUGCUCAUGACGAGGAUGUUACUUUAUGUUUGUCCGAAUUUAACCAAGACAAAGAAUGUAACGUAAGAGCUGAAUUUGGAAAGGAAAUACAAGUGUACUGUCCGAUAGACGCAGAACAAACUAGGAACGGAGGAGUUGUACGCAUGAAUGGGCAUGAAGUAAAUAACGACAACACUUGUUUUAGUAAAAUGAAAUCAAAUGAUACCUCCAACAGGAAUGUAAUAAAAAAAUUUGAAGACUAUGUACAAAAUUUAAUUAUGCACACAAAUGAUAGUGAUAGUACGCAUUAUUUGUACGUGCCACAUACCAUGACCACUGCAUUGUUCCUCUCUUGUAAUUGCAUUGACAAGUCCAAGCAGAAGGCUUAUAAGUUAAACAUCCAAAUAGCCAAAAACGAGAAAAAAAAUAUUAAGGGUUGUAAUUUUUAUUAUUCUGAAGAGGAAGGACAGCAAAAAGAGAAUUCCAUAGAAAAAAACAUCAAUGUAAAGUAUAAAAAAGUUUGCAGUGUAGAUGUCCACGCGAAUGAUGUGGUCUCUUUUAGGUGCAGAAUUCACAACAGGUAUAGCAGCGUCUUUGUUAAUCCUCCCCUCUGCUUUCACGAUGUUUCAAAUGAGAAUAAUGAAAUUCUGCAAAUUUCCGGGUUACUUAAUGAAGCUAAAGUUAUACCUAGACUAACCACUUACGUCCAUGAUCCUAUGAUGGCCAAAUUUUUGUCUUACCUGGUAUCUCCCCCUCAUGUAAACGAAUCCCUAAGGGUGGAAUGCACAUGCACGAUUACAGACAAUGUGCUUGACACCUCCUACGUAGGAACCAUCUCGUUGAAUUUUAUAAAAACGGAUAAGCUCCAUCCCGUCCAGGAGGAAGAGGAUGCCGAAUAUAGAAACAGGUGGAAGUACAGCAUAGAUGAAAAUGAGAUGGAAAACGGUGAGAAUAUAAACAAUUCAUCACCGCGGGACGGCAAGAAAAAUGCCAGAUCCUCAUCUGUGUUGACUGGGCUCUCGGUCGUGUUGUUACUCUUUUUGUUUUUACCGUGA
Plasmodium knowlesi strain H is the source of this 1110-nucleotide messenger RNA. Its product is annotated as 6-cysteine protein, putative. Gene Ontology annotation, cellular component: cell surface; plasma membrane. The transcript has a single exon. Gene Ontology annotation, biological process: symbiont entry into host. The record is from RefSeq and is a predicted model, not a curated record. The coding region runs from base 1 to 1110 and encodes 369 amino acids. NCBI's taxonomy places the organism in Eukaryota, Apicomplexa, Aconoidasida, Haemosporida, Plasmodiidae.